Molecule: messenger RNA, 2342 nt
Organism: Lingula anatina
Lineage: Eukaryota; Metazoa; Brachiopoda; Lingulata; Lingulida; Lingulidae
Source: RefSeq, a predicted model, not a curated record
GACUUUGAAGCGAUCGAUGAAGUCUUGGAAUUUAGCAGACGAUGAUUUACUUGUGUCGACAUUUCCCAUAGACCCAGACUUAAACAACUAUGUGAGAGAGGUCAAGGAGGCAGUUUUUUCAAUUGUGAAGCCCAUCUCAUUCAAAACACCUUUGCAUCUUGUUGCUUAUUCGAAGGAAGUACUGGAAGAAAUACUGGAUAUGGACCUUUCCAUAGUGGAUGAAAAAGAUUUCUUAGAUUUUGUGAGUGGGACUGAGAUUUUAAAAGGAUCCACUCCACUGUCACACCGUUAUGGGGGUCAUCAGUUUGGUAUAUGGGCAGAUCAACUGGGCGAUGGUAGAGCAGUUUUACUAGGGGAAUAUGUGAACAGAAAAGGGGAGAGAUGGGAACUUCAAUUAAAAGGAUCAGGGAAGACACCAUAUUCAAGGCAAGGAGAUGGGAGGGCAGUGCUUCGCUCCUCUGUUAGAGAGUUUCUCUGCAGUGAAGCAAUGUACCAUUUAGGCAUUCCCACCAGCAGAGCAGCCACCCUGGUAACCAGCAGUGAUCCUGUGAUGAGGGAUCAGUUCUAUGAUGGCCAUCCUAAGGCAGAAAGAGGGGCAGUAGUUCUACGCCUUGCUCCUAGCUGGUUUAGAAUAGGAUCUCUUGAAAUACUUGAAAGCAAUAAGGAAUUUGAUCUCUUGAGACGUUUGACAGAUUUUGUAAUCAAGCAACACUUUCCUCAAAUUGACAUGAAGGAUAAUGACAGAUAUUUGUCAUUUUUCUCCCAUGUUGUGUCACAAACAGCAUACAUGAUUGCUAGUUGGCAGAGUGUUGGUUUUAGUCAUGGAGUGUGCAAUACAGAUAACUUCAGCCUGCUUUCUAUCACAAUAGACUAUGGACCGUUUGGUUUUUUGGAUGCCUAUGUUCCCAAUUUUGUGCCCAACUCAUCCGAUGAUGAAGGCAUGUAUAGCUAUGACAAGCAGCCCGAUGUUGGCUAUUUUAAUCUUGACAAGCUACGAAUAGCCCUCAUGCCACUUCUUACAACAACCCAAAACAAUCAGAUGAAGGUGAUAUUGCAAGGAUAUGUUGAUAUUUACAAGGAGAACUUUUUGACUUUGUUAAGAAACAAACUUGGACUUGCAGGAGAACAAGAGCAAGAUGAAUUCUUUCUUGCUGUUCUGUUGAAGAUUAUGGAAGAAACAAAAUCUGACUUCACAAUGACUUUUCGAAAUUUAGGUGACUGGAAAGUGAGAGAUAUGAAAAUGUACUCUGUUCCAGAUGAUUUAUGGGCACUUCAUCAGUUAGAAAAUCACAAGUAUUUCAAGCAGUGGGUGAAAAUGUACGUAGAUAGAAUAGAAUUUGUGCAGAUUCCUGAUGAAAUGAGGAUGAAGAAAAUGAAAAAUACUAACCCUAGGUAUAUUCUCCGAAACUGGAUCGCACAGACUGUUAUAGAACAAGCAGAAAAUGAUUACUUUGAGGGAGUGCGGCAACUAUUGACAAUUUUGCAGAAUCCUUAUGUGGAGAAUGAGUAUGCAGAAAAGAUGGGUUAUGCUUCGCAACCACCAAAAUGGGCAUCUUCAUUGAAAGUUAGUUGCUCUUCUUAGCCAACACAGUUUUAAUGUUAUGCAUUGAAGAAAUUUUUCAUUCCUAUGUUGUAAACAGUAUUAGUUCAUGUGAUUAUGAUAAUUUUAAAAUCAGUUGCAAUUUACCUAGAUUAUUUAAUUAAGCAAGAAUUUAGCACUUUAUCAUAUAUAAAAUUUAUGUGUGUUACUGUGUUUGUGUGCCUUUAUAUUAUAUAUGGAAUAACGUGUGUGUUUGUGUGUGUGUUUAUGAAGCAGUAUGACUGAUACUAGUUCAAGUAUAUCUUGACAAUCCAGUAGAGUAAGAUAAUGUAUAUUAUAUAAUCUCCAUCUUAUACAUAAUUGGUUUAUAUCUGUCUAUCUAUCUAUACUGUAUUGUAGUUUUUAUGUAUUGUAGUUUUUAUGCAAAAUGCUAAAUGUGAUAAUGUAAAGGUUUACAUAUGAAUGUAGGGAUUUGGUUUUGAAAGAAAAAUGACGAAAAACGUGAAUAAUUUAUUACAUGUGUUAUUUAUUGAGGGUAGGGGAUGUACAUAUACAUCUUACCUGUAACAAGUGUUCCAGUAUAUUAUGAAGUGAAAAUAACACAACUAGGCCCUAAGUGUUAAACUACAUUCUGCAUUAUGUAAAGUCAAGGAAGUGGAUAGGAAAUUUCUUUUUUGGUCUAGCCAAGACGUUGGAGAGGUCUCCAAAUUCUUGGCCUAGCCAGUAGUGUUAGCUGAUCUUGAAAUAUCAGUCUAGGUUAAUGGCUGUUAUAUAUAUAUAUAUUAUUCCUCCUUACAUGCAA